Molecule: messenger RNA, 2168 nt
Organism: Pogona vitticeps (central bearded dragon)
Lineage: Eukaryota; Metazoa; Chordata; Lepidosauria; Squamata; Agamidae
Source: RefSeq, a predicted model, not a curated record
CUGGGACUUGCCCUCCCGCAUUCUAACCUACAACUUCUCCCACCACUGUAUGACCUCUUGGCUUCCUCUCAGCCUUCAGAAGAAAUAAAAGAUGUAUGCAAAGUAUUGUUCACUCAUGAGCUGAGCAGAACAGAGGAAGUGCCUUCUUGCUGCUCCUCUGAACUGGAAAAAGCCCCUGAGAAGACUUAGGAGGAUCCUAGUAGCUAGCUGCCUUGUUCCUCCUGCUUGCGCAGAUCCCUGUGACAGGGAUCAGGAACCAGUGUGAAGCGUCCUGGGACUCUGAGUGGCCGAAGACCAUCAAAGACCAUGUUUCCCACUGGGUGGGCGAUGAAACUGCACCUUUUGCUAAUGCUUCUGUCAGUGGGAUAUGCAGAGGAAACAUCCCAUACUGAUUCAUGCUAUCCUCAACCCUCUUGCCAUGCCUGCAUAGUGUCCCACCUCAGCUGUGCCUGGUGCAAGCAACUGGAUUUUGUGCAACCAGGUGAGUCAGACACAGGACGCUGUGCCUCCCGGGUGGAGUUGGAACGUCGUGGCUGCCUCCCCAGUGAAAUCAUUGAUCCCCGCAGUGAGAAGCAUGUCCUGGAGGACAGGCCCCUGAGCAACAGGAGCCAGCCGGAGAAGACCAUCACUCAACUGGCACCCCAAAGGAUAGCUCUUCGCCUUCGUCUUGAGGAAGAGCAGAGUUUCCAGGUGCGCUUCAAACGGGCUGAAGGUUAUCCUGUGGACCUGUACUAUCUCAUGGACCUGUCCUACUCCAUGAUGGAUGACUUGGAGAACAUUAAGCGACUGGGAAACGACCUGCUGGCUGCCUUGCGUGAUGUUACUACUUCCGUGAGGAUAGGAUUUGGCUCGUUCGUUGACAAGACAGUGGUGCCCUACGUGAGUAUAGCAGCCUCAAAGUGGAAGAACCCCUGCCCCACCUUAAUGAAGACCUGCCAGUCGCCGUUCAGCUACCAUCAUGUGCUGCCCCUGACUGACAAUGCCAGUGAGUUUGAGAGCAGAGUCAGCCAGCAACACAUCUCGGGGAACUUGGACGAUGCGGAAGGAGGUUUCGAUGCAAUCAUGCAGGCAGCCGUUUGCAAGGAGCAGAUUGGUUGGCGUAAUGUGACGCGGCUGUUGGUCUUCACUUCGGAUGGUGCCUUCCACACAGCAGGGGACGGGAAGCUGGGUGGGAUCUACAUGCCCAAUGACGGGCAAUGCCACCUGGAUGCCCAGGGACGAUACACGAAGAGCCACCUCUAUGACUAUCCUUCAGUUGGGCACUUGGCAGAGGUGCUCUCUCAAUCCAACAUCCAGCCCAUAUUCGCUGUAACCGGCAUUGUGCUUCCCAUGUACGAGGAGCUGAGCAAACUCAUCCCCAAGUCCGUGGUGGGGGAGCUGAAGGAGGAUUCCAGCAAUGUGGUGCAGCUCAUUGCAGAAGCUUACAGUAGCCUUUCCUCUACAGUGAAUCUGGAGCAUUCUUCAGACCUGCCCCCUGGGAUCUCCAUUGAUUACGACUCACAUUGCGGUGACUUGGAAACAGGCGGAAACAGAAACGGUGGAGAAUGCGUUGGUGUCCGUGUCAACCAGCUGGUGGAAUUCACGGUGAGGAUAAAAGCCAGCAUGUGUCUACCUGAACCCCGGAAGCUGAUAUUCCGAGUCCCAGGGGUGGCCGAGGAGCUGCAGGUAGAGCUGACAACGGUUUGUGAGUGCCAAUGUGGAGAUACCCAAACCUACGCAGAUCACUGUUCGGGUGGCCAUGGAAAUCUCACCUGUGGAGUCUGCCGCUGUCAGGAGGGAUAUGUUGGUCAGCUCUGUCAGUGCAAGCAAGAAGAACUGCUUGAUCCAGAGGCCACGUGCCAAGACGUAAACGAGGCAGGCCUGGGGUGCAGGGGCCAGGGCCAGUGCGUGUGUGGGAAAUGCCAGUGCAACAGCCCCCUUUGCAAGUGCGACAACCAAGGCUGCGAAAGGCACAACGGACAACUUUGCGCAGGUAAGUUCAUUCAUAGAGUGUCUCAGGAUGCCUCCUUUGGCAUCCUUGGGAAUUCUGGAGGACAGAGCCCCUGGCUGCACAGCUGGGACACAGAUUAUUGGGACACUGAGAGUGAAUCUUAGCCAUGCCUGACUGAGGAGGCAGCUCUUAUUUAUUUCAAUGGGAGCUACUGGCAGCUCAGUGUGUAUAGCAGGGG